Peromyscus californicus insignis is the source of this 4385-nucleotide messenger RNA. RefSeq names its product spermatogenesis associated serine rich 1 (gene Spats1). The transcript has 9 exons. Bases 2357 to 3325 code for a protein of 322 amino acids. The record is from RefSeq and is a predicted model, not a curated record. Lineage: Eukaryota; Metazoa; Chordata; Mammalia; Rodentia; Cricetidae.
CCAACAUCCGACACAGCGGGUGCAGGAGGAUGGCCCUGAACUCUCAGGGUGAGGGGUUUUCAAAGGGAAAAACUUCAGACAGGGUGGUAUAAGCCUUGGUAUCAUAUGAUUGGGUGAGGGUAUGUAACCUUUGAAUUUACUGGUUGGGGGUUACAGUUAUCAUUUUAGGGGCAGGCCUGGAUAAGUCCCAGGCUUUGUCCUUGAACUGCCAUGGGGGCUGGCUGGCCUUGCACGUUCACAUUGACCCAUGCAUGUAGCUCUAAGUUGGUGAGGGGUCCCAGACAGUAAACAAAUGGCUGAACCUUGAACAGUCAAAGUAUGUGCAGAAAGGGAGCUACUGCAAGGACUAAGUCAUAUCCCUCCCAGAAACUGCUUGCUUGAGUCUCAGGAAACUGAAAUUGAGGCCUGACCUCUGAGAAAGGACUGAGCAGUCUCUUAUGGCGUCUGCUUGGUCCUUUCACUUGCACCAGUUACAGGCUCUCUGCUGGGCCUCCAGGAAAGCGUUCCUCUUCUGGUCUGGGUGGGAAAGGCAAGAUCAUCCAGAGUUUACCAGAGCGUUUGAUGACGGUGAGUUAGUUCAGGGCAAGCUGCUGGAAGCAGUCAUGGGCGGGGCAGCGCCUCUAACAGCCAGACAGCUUCAGCAGCAAGCAGCUGUGGUUGUGGGUAGCUGUGCAACUUCCUCGAGCCCCUGGAGUGUCGGAGUGGCUGCUGCCACCCUGGGGGCAGUCCGCCUGACUGUGGAUGACAGUCCUGCCCAGCAGUCAGGGCUCCUGGGAGAGAGCUAACACAGUCGGUGGAGAGUCAAACCACCUGAUCCCAGCACUCAGGACACAGUCUGCUCUACACUGAGAGGUCCAGGCUAGCCUGGGCUACCUAGUGAGACCCUGUCUCAAUAAAAUAAAACAAGAAUCAGGCUACUCUGGCCCCCAGAAGGGAUGCUUACAAUAAAGACUUACCAUUAAUGUGAAAAGUACUUCAGCUGUAAUGAACAGUACCUUAGUAAUGCUCCGCUUCCACUCCAGGGAGAGCUGGGGCCUUCUAAUCUGUCUCUUGCCUGGGACCUUGUUGUGGACCCUGCUAGGAAUUCUAACAUUUUAUUACAUGUUAACAUUUAUUAAAACCCAACCCCGUGAAACUGACAAUAUUCAACCGUGUUUGACCUCACAGGUGGCCGGCCAUUCAGUCUUUUUUUAUAACACCGGCCACUAGACAGCUCCUCAGCGAGGGGCGUGGCCUGGAGAGCACCUCUCCCAUCUAUGCAAAUUUGGGCCGGCACAGUUUCAAGAGUUCCAGUCUGUCGUUUCUUUUUACAAUCAAUAAAAAUAUUAAAUAUAAACCACCCUGUGGAGAUGGCCCAGUGGGUACUGGGUUCAGAUCCACAGCCCACUAAGGGCCAUGUGCCCUGCUUAGGUGGGGCAGAGGUAGGUAGAUCCCCCGGGACUCCGGGCCACCCGGCUCUAACAGUGGGUGAGCUCCAGGGUCAGUGAGGGGCCCUGUUUCAAAAAAUAAGGUGGAGAACAAUGGAGGAUGACACAUGACCUCUGGCCGCUGCAUGCUCGUGCAUGGGCUAGUGUGCCUCACACACACGUGCACACACACAUGCAUGCAGCACACGCACAAAUGAGUAUUUAAAUUAAUUAAAACAUUCGUAUUUUUUCCCCACUUAACCAUAGGAGAAAGUAGGUCUCAACAUAAAUUUAGAGACUAAGCUUGAUUUGAGGGAAAAAAAUCCCCAAACCCAACAACUUUCUAUGUAAGAUUUACUAGGGAAAAGGGUUAGAAAGAUAAAUUUCAAUCUAUACCAUGGAAAGAAUGAUGGAUUUGUGAGGGUGACUCCGUUUUCUGGGUGACCUUGAAUGAGCCUUUGCUCAAAGUCAGUUUUCUAUUUUGAAAAACGCAACUGGCUGUUGAAGGAUCCAGCAGGGAGCCUGGCCCAGAAAAAGGCACUGUGAAUGGUGGGUGAGCCCUGCCUAAUCAGGGCCCAUUCUAAACCCGCAUCUGCAAGCUUUGCGAAGGAUGCGUCGCUCACGGCCACUAGAGGUUACAGGAGUAGCAGUGACGAUGGCUUGGAAAAGACCCACAAGUUGAAACAAAAUCCCGAGGUUCUGCAGCCCUUAGGCCUGAGACCCCCCCAUCUUCAAGCCAGGCCAGGGCGCGGGGUGCAGGGAGAGAGGCGCCAGGACGAGCGCCCCAGCCCGCAGGAAGGGGCGGGUUGUCCUGGCAACCCUGGACCGAGCCUUGCAGGCGGUGGCAUGCGCCCGUGCUUUCGCUUCGCAUCCUGGCAUUCGGCAGUUCGGCUGCCGGUUGGAGCGUUGAUCGGGGCCAUAUCCUCCAUGGAGUCCUCCAAGGGGAGCCCAUGAGCGCUGGAAACGGCAAACCUGGCUGCCAGCUUCCUUCCACUUCAAGAGCGGCCUGUGCUAGAGAGCUGGAGAAGGUUCCAGAGAAAAGUGACUUGGGCAUGACCAAGGUGGAAAGGAGAUACAAUGCCAAGCACGGUGAUGUUCUAGAAUCCAAGAGUUCUUUGGCCAACAAGAUGACCUCUGACAGAAGGGCCAGUCUUUCGUCUUCUGAUGAAGCAGGUCUGAGAGUCACUGAGCCCCCGGGACCACCCACUGGGGUGGUGAUUCACUCUGACACAGCUGCGGAGAUGGGUCAGAAGUCCUCCUCCUCCUCCUCCUCUUCCUCCUCUCCUUCUUCUGCACAGUCUAAUCGCUCCUCUGAAUUUUCACUGCCUGGAUUCCAGAAGGAAAAAUAUCCUGAGGAAUUCAGCCUGCUUAAGUCACAGACAAAAGAUGGGCAGCGUCCUGAGUGGACAUUUUAUCCAAGGUUUAGCAGCAAUAUCCACACCUACCACGUUGGAAAGCAGUGCUUCUUCAGUGGAGUCUUCCGGGGCAACAGGAGGUCUGUGGCAGAGCAGACAGUGGACAAGAGCCUUGGGAGGAAGAAAUAUGAUAUUGAUCCCAGAAAUGGAAUCCCAAAGUUAACACCAGGGGAUAAUCCGUACAUGCUCCCAGAACAGAGUAAAGAGUUCUUCAAAGCGGGAGCAAGUCUUCCACCUGUCAACUUUUCACUGGUUCCUUAUGAGAAAAAAUUUGAUACAUUUAUCCCAUUGGAGCCACUUCCACAAAUUCCCAACUUGCCUUUCUGGGAGAAGGAGAAGGCCAACAACUUGAAGAAUGAGAUCAAAGAAGUCGAGGAGCUAGACAACUGGCAGCCACCACCACCCUUUCUACACAGUUUUUUCUCCUCUGAGCAAGAGGACGAGACACCAAUGAAUAUGAUGGCCCAGAUGAUCCAGCAUCCAGAACAGCUUCAAGGCUACUGACUAAGAUGAUCCAGUCCAGUCUCACAGAAUACUCCAGUCAGAACUUAACCAUAAUCCUAAAUUUUCUCAGGGGUCCCUAUAAGAUUACCAGCACCCCCAAUCAGCCAGAAGUAGCCUAAAAAACUACACCUACAUACCCCCAAAAUGGAUUAUGGAUGUUUGUCUUUGUUUAGGGGGUUUGGUUACAAAUUGUUAUUGGUCAUAGCCAAUCUCUUUCUAAAAGAAGAAAGCGGGAUAUGAUACAGAAAUGAUGGGGAAAAGGGUAUAUUAUUAUGAUGAAAAAAAAGAUGGUAUGGAUUUUAGUUUAUUGAUAAAAAUUUAAAGUUAUUUCUGUUACUGUAUGUACAUUUUUACUCCUGUUUAAGAUAUUGUGUUUAUACAGCUCAAUUAAAAAUGUAAUGUAUAAUUAAGAAAUACAAAUUAAUAGUCAUCUAUAAUAGUCAAACUUAUAGUCAGGUUAGAUAUGUUUUCAAGUUAUACACAGAUAUAUUUAGAUAGAUGGUCUUCAAACACUUCAAAGACCUAUAGAAUAUGGCAUUUAAUAUGUUUAAUGACCUAAGGCUUUUCAUGACAAUGAGAUAUCUGCUCCUGGCAGCACUGGAGUUUACAUUCUUUGUGGCAAAAGUUAGCCAGUGGGCAAGAAACUGUCCUUGCCUUGACUGUUGACAGUAUGCUGUCCAAAUUAGACAAGCAGAACACAAAAGGAGGUGAUUGCUGAACUUUGCCAAGACAAAGUAGGACAGUACUUCAAAAUUUCUGCUUCACAGAUAAGUCUGUCAGAUAUUCUAGGCCUGCAGGCUGAAGAUGGAUGCCCCAAAGUUAGAGAGAAACCUUGGGUGACUGUCCAGGCAGCCUAACGUCUGUCAUUAGGUAACAUUUCAUCCUUUUGGGGGUCUUUGAUGGAGUUGAAGACUAGAUAGUCAUAGUUAUAAUUUUUUUAGUUAUGAUGAAAGAGUAAGUUAGAGAUAAAGUUUUAGACUCACCAAGAUAAUAUAAGAUGGUAAUUGAAUGUUUUCUCUAAUUUUGUCAAAUAAAAAUAGACUGGAUAUUGUAACUAUAA